CGACCGCUCUUUUUUUAAAUCAUUUCUUAAUGUCUGAGUUUUGCACAUAUACAUUAGCCAUGAAGUCAUCGUUUCCUAUCGAGAGCAAUGGCCAAUGAUGAUAUCAAAUAUCAAGAGGAAUAUAUUUCAAAUGCACGAGGAUUGAACCUCUUUACAUGCCGAUGGAGCCCUUCAAACUACGAUCCAAAAGCUCUCAUCUUCCUAUGUCAUGGAUAUGCCAUGGAAUGCAGCAUUUCAAUGAGAGGCACCGGCACACGGCUGGCAAAGGCUGGAUUUGCGGUGCACGGAGUGGACUAUGAAGGCCAUGGAAAGUCUUCAGGACUUCAAGGCUAUAUUAGCAAUCUAAAUGAUGUCGUGGCUGAUUGCUUUACAUACUUUGCAAGUGUUUGUGAGAAAGAGGAGCACAGGAGAAAACGGAAGUUCUUGCUCGGUGAGUCCAUGGGAGGAGCUAUCGCGUUGAUGCUUCACAGGAAGGAACCUACCUUUUGGGAUGGGGCUAUUUUAGUUGCCCCCAUGUGCAAGAUCGUAGAAGAAAUGAAGCCUAGUCCCAUGGUGAUUACAAUCUUAAGCAAGCUCAGCAAUGUAAUCCCUACAUGGAAGAUUAUUCCUAAUGAAGACAUCAUUGAUAGGGCAAUUAAAAGCCAAGAAUGGCGUGAAGAGGUCAGAAACAAUCCUUAUUGCUAUAAAGGAAGGCCUAGGCUAAAGACUGGUUACGAAAUUUUUAUGGCAAGCUUGGAUAUUGAAAGCAAUCUUGAAAAGGUAACCCUGCCAUUCAUUAUAGUCCAUGGUGGUGCUGAUGCUGUGACUGACCCAGCAGUAAGUGAGGCACUAUAUACAUUAGCUGAGAGUAAAGACAAGACACUGAAGCUCUACCCAGGGAUGUGCCAUGCUUUGACUUCCGGUGAACCAGAGAACAACAUUGACAUUGUGUUUUCAGAUAUCAUUCGGUGGCUUGAUGAGAGGGCAUUGGUUCAAAAUGAAUCAUAGCUAAUAUUACAGAGCCUAAAAUGUUAAUAUACUCCCUGUUGCCAAAGCAGUGAGUAUAAGGCGACCCAGAGUAUAUACAUAUUUACAUUAAAUUGUAAAACCAAUAGCUUAGUGCAAGUUUUUUUACAUGUUAGGGCAGAGCAUGGUAGUUUUUUUUGAAGCAUUGGAUAGCAACCUUCUAGUUUUCUUGUUGUAUCUUUUUGGCAGAUUUCGUGUUUAAAUUCACGUUGUACAUGUAAAUAACAAUUCGUAAAAGUUUACUCAUAUUGGGGGCUUUCUCUUCAACAAAUUGUUCACGGUAUGAGAGUCAUGUGUUUUACUAUGGAGAAAUAUGCAGACAUCAUAAGUUUGUCAUAUGAGACCGCACUAGUAGAAAAACGGGCAUUAAAGGUCCCCCCCCCCCCCAAGUGGUUGUGAUGCAGAGGAACAAAGUAGUAUGUAAUGCUGAACAAUAGAGGCAGUUCCACAUGAGUACCUAACUACAGUU
Triticum dicoccoides is the source of this 1474-nucleotide messenger RNA. Its product is annotated as caffeoylshikimate esterase-like. Lineage: Eukaryota; Viridiplantae; Streptophyta; Magnoliopsida; Poales; Poaceae. Bases 88 to 987 code for a protein of 299 amino acids. The record is from RefSeq and is a predicted model, not a curated record. The transcript is spliced from 8 exons.